AUGGCCGGGCCAGCAAAGAAACGGCAGAAGCGCGAAGAGAAGCAGGAGGGCGAACUUCCACAGAAAAAAUACUAUCGGCAACGAGCACAUGCGAAUCCAUUCUCAGAUCAUGACUUGACCUAUCCAGAGUCUCCAGCAGCAAUGGACUGGAGCCAACACUACCCGGCCUUCAUCGCCCCAAAAGAAGACACUGCAGAACAAUCCGGCUUCCCGACAAUGGCCAAACAAGUGACAGUAGCAGACAUAGGCUGCGGCUUUGGCGGACUCCUUUUCGCACUCUCCCCCAAACUCCCCCAGUCCCUCAUCCUCGGCAUGGAAAUCCGCACAUCCGUAACGUCCUUCGUGCAAGACAAAGCCAAGGCUCUCCGAGCUCAACACGCAUCCACAGGAGAAUUUCAAAACGWCUCGUGCAUUCGCGCCAAUACCAUGAAAUUCUUACCCAACUUCUUCACCAAGGGCCAGUUGGAAUCUAUCUUUUUAUGUUUUCCCGACCCGCACUUCAAGGCGAGGAAGCACAAAGCACGGAUUGUUAGCACGACGUUGAAUUCCGAGUAUGCGUUUGUUAUGAAACCUGGCGGGAAAGUCUAUACGAUUACGGAUGUGGAGGAUCUGCAUUUGUGGAUGGUCGAGCAUCUGGAUGCACAUCCAAGCUUCGAGAGGGUUGGAGAGGAGGAAUGUGAGGGGGAUGAAUGUGUUGCUACCAUGAAGACGGAGACAGAGGAAGGGAAGAAAGUAGAGCGAAAUGCCGGCAAAAAAUUCGUGGCGGUAUUCAGACGAUUGGAGGAUCCGCCAUGGCCGGAGUGA
Molecule: messenger RNA, 804 nt
Organism: Ramularia collo-cygni
Lineage: Eukaryota; Fungi; Ascomycota; Dothideomycetes; Mycosphaerellales; Mycosphaerellaceae
Product: probable methyltransferase
Exons: 2
Coding region: 1-804 (267 amino acids)
Biological process (GO): tRNA methylation; RNA (guanine-N7)-methylation
Cellular component (GO): tRNA methyltransferase complex
Molecular function (GO): tRNA (guanine(46)-N7)-methyltransferase activity
Source: RefSeq, a predicted model, not a curated record